Molecule: messenger RNA, 2384 nt
Organism: Perca flavescens (yellow perch)
Lineage: Eukaryota; Metazoa; Chordata; Actinopteri; Perciformes; Percidae
Product: gastrula zinc finger protein XlCGF26.1-like
Exons: 8
Coding region: 290-2266 (658 amino acids)
Biological process (GO): regulation of transcription by RNA polymerase II
Cellular component (GO): nucleus
Molecular function (GO): DNA-binding transcription factor activity, RNA polymerase II-specific
Source: RefSeq, a predicted model, not a curated record
ACAACUGUUACCUAACGUUAUUGGUGAGUGUGUGGACGACUGAAUAGGACCAAAGAUCCUUUUAAACUAAACCGUCUCUGAUAGGACCCAGGGCCGUAGUAAGUAUGCGUGCUUUUAUUUUGAAGAGCAUGAACUGGGAAGAGGAAGACGGAAUCCGUGUUGUGAGUGGCUCGAGUUUUUCUUUUCACCAUAGCGACAAUAUUGUAGCAGCAAAUGCUUAUUGCGUUGUUAUAAAAUUUUAGAACUGAAACUAAAUGUGUUAAGUUAGCUGAAAUAUUAACUUGUCAGAAUGUCAGACUUUGAGGCGCAGGUAGGCUCCAUUGUGGAGAUAAUGGUGAAUACGGCGGUGACAGAGUUGACCAAAGUUAUCGGCGGCUCCGCAUCAGCCCAUCCAGAAGUGUCAACAUCAUGUACAACUGAAAACAUCAACGGGUCUUUGGAUGAGAAGGUGAUCCAUUUCAGCGUCUUCAUGACGUCUUUGGCUCGAGAAGCCGUGGAGAAGAUCUGCCAGCUUUUCCUCGAUUGUUCCUGUCUGCUGCAGUUAGAAGCGACACAGGGCGUUGCAGAGAUCGAGGAGCUGAGGAAGAGACUGGAGGUGGCGGAGACGGAGCUGAAGCUGGUGCUGGAGGGCAGCGGAGGCCAGGAGCAAGCGGAGGAGCUGACGGAGGGAAGCAGCGGAGAGAAGGAGGGCCCGAGGCCUUCGACUGACGGAGCAGAAGGAGAGACUGUCCAGAGCCAGCGCUCAGGCAGGAAGAGUCGCAGAGUUGUGGCUAGCGGGGUUGCUAGAGUGAAGAGAUCGCCUAUAAUUCACCUGUGGAAAGUCAGAACUUAUGAGGAAAAUGUCCAACCUGUGAUAAUAAAGGAAGAAGAAUUGGAGGCAUUAGCUGACCAGGCGUCCUCUGAUUCGGGUCAGAACAGAGAUGACCUAGGCCAGAACAAUGAUGACGACCCAGACUACCAGUUGGAGCCAGAAGAUUCAGACGAGGGUGACCCAGGAUUCACUACCAGACCUAAACGUGUUGUUAAGCCCAAGGCCCAUCGAGGUCGAUCAAAGAAGGAGGGUCAGAGUCAGAACCAGCAGCCUCUGAGCUGCAAACACUGCACGAAAACCUUCACCAAGCUGCUGCAGCUCAAAGCCCACCAGGCCGUCCACGGGGCGAACGCUGAGAAGGCCUUCCCCUGCUCUCACUGUGGCAGAGGCUUCUCACUCCAGCGAAGCCUCAAUGCACACAUGCUGCUUCAUACUGGUGAGAGACCACACACCUGUGAUGUUUGUGGAAAGGGUUUCACCCUGAAGCAGCUGCUGAGGAACCACCAGCGUCUCCAUGCUGAGGUCCGGCCGUUUCGCUGCGAAGUGUGCGGGAAGAGUUUCUACCGAGCCCACGGCCUGAAAAUGCAUCAGAUGGUCCACACGGGAGAGCGGGCCUACAACUGCAAGUUCUGCAAGAAAAGCUUCACGAUACAAGGUAACCUGCAGCGCCACCUGCGCAUUCACACGGGGGAAAAGCCGUUCAGGUGCGAGACUUGUGGCAAAAGCUUCAACCAGGCCGACACUCUGAAGGGCCACAAGCGGAUACACAGUGGCGAGCGUCCCUUCAGCUGCGAGACCUGCGGUAAAUGUUUCAUCCAGAAGAGUGCCUUGAAGAUGCACCAGAAGAUUCACUCAGGCGAGGACCCGCUGGCGAGCGUAGCCUGCAUAGCAUGCGGCGCUACGAUGGCCUGUGUCGACUCGCUUCGCACACACCUCCAGACGCAUGCGGCGACCAUUCCUUGUACGUGUGUGCUCUGCGGCCGGCGGCUCAGCUCCAUCACCGACCUGCGCUCGCACCAGCAGCACCACACGGUGGUCAGGCCUCACAGCUGCGGGCUCUGCGGGAAGAGUUUCAAGUCGUCCAGUUACCUGAAGAUUCACCUGAAGGCACACAGCGGGGAGAAGCCCUUCUCCUGCGACAUCUGCGGCCACACAUUUACACAGCACAGCAGCCUUAAGUCCCAUCAGGCUGUCCACACAGGACAGAAACCAUUCAGCUGUGGCACAUGCGGAAAAUGCUUCAGCAACACGGGAAACCUGAACAGACACCAGCGUAUCCACACUGGGGAGAAGCCUUUCAGCUGCGACACGUGCGGACGCAGCUUCAACCAGGGCAACAGCCUGAAAGCCCAUCAGCAGAUACACACCGGGGAGAAACAGUUUAUGUGCGACAAGUGUGGGAAGAGUUUCUCCUACCUGAGGAACUUGAAGGACCACAAGUGUUUUUAUGUCUGAAGCAAAACUCUGAUGAGACGCCAGCCCUGGUGACAGCGCGGAUGACGUUAGGCUUCCUUGUACCUGUUGAGGAAUGAAUGAGUGGAUAUAGAUAAUAAAAGAAGACUUUGCUGUGAAA